Molecule: messenger RNA, 1947 nt
Organism: Penicillium maclennaniae
Lineage: Eukaryota; Fungi; Ascomycota; Eurotiomycetes; Eurotiales; Aspergillaceae
Exons: 3
Coding region: 1-1947 (648 amino acids)
Source: RefSeq, a predicted model, not a curated record
AUGGCUACAAUUGUUCAAUCUCGCACAAACCAGGCCAAAGAUACUAUCUCAUUUCCCAUCUUGACCUAUUCCGAUGCAGCGCCCGGUGACGAUCUUCGAAAUCUUGACAACGCCUCCCAAAGGACAUACGAGCAGGGCGUCGUGACACAGCAGGACUUCCGUCGACCCCAAACAGCAGAUACCGGCAUCGACAGGAGGCCGGGUGCUGGCGCCACUUUUGAUUUUAGGUUGACAGCCCCACCAGACGAAGCAAUUCCUUCGAGCGCCCACUCGUGUGGGAGCCCACUGGGCCCAAAGAUGAUAGGUAUUGCUCUAGGAAGCCCUGGCAUGAUAGAUUCUCAACCCGGUUUGCCUCCGCCAAGUUUCAAUACUUUCAUAUCUGCAGAGCCACAGCCUGGACAGUCAUUGCCGCGGAAAUCAAAGUGGAAGAAGAUUGGAGGACUCUUCAGGGCCAAGAAUGCGCUUGCAUCGCCGACCCAGGCUGUUCGGCCAGACUGGGAAAGAACUUCGAGGCCCCAGGAAGUGCCCUUGGUAAACUUGCAGCAGAUGAAAAGGCGAAAGGCCUCGUUUGAGGAAUGGCCACGGAUUCAACCCGACCCGAAAUCGCAGACCGACAGCAAAUAUUCGAGUCCCCAGCGAAGUCGCAAGUUUUCUUCCUCGCGUGAAACACCAUGCGGAGAUAAGUUAGAGAGCCUGGGGCCACGCCUCAAUGUCAACAUCCCGGAUAUUCAAAUGGAGCGGUACAGUGUGAUGUUCAGCAGCGUAAUGAACAAGAACCAGAGACCCAACCUGCUGGCCAGGCGAGCGAAGACUCUGGAUAGCCUGAAUGUACCAAGCCAUAAGGAAUUUCUCGCUUCCUCGGCUAAGCCGCCACCGCUUCCUAUACGACGCGCAACUUCGCCCGCACGAUCAAGCUUUACACUAUUUCCGACAGCGCAACCUUCCAAGGCCGCGCAGGUCCUUGGUACACAAACCAUUCCUCAGAACUUUUCUCGUCGGCCUAGCCCUCGUCUGCGAUCGAAUACUAAUCCUGUAGAGAAUCCGUCAAAAUCACCUCCAGAGCCACCUCGUGGGAUUCCUGGUGAUAAUAACAUGUCGUCUAAUGGGUCGCCUUUUGUCGGAGAUAUUUUGAGUUCUCAAGCGAAUACCCCACGAUCAUCAAGUUCCAAUCUUCGAAAAGAGGACAAGCCGCUUCCAGCUAUCAAGUCCGAGCAGCCGACUCGUCUUCGAUCACGGAAGAUGUCGCCUCAAGACAUUCGAGCAGCGCAGAGCUCUCUUCAGCAGCAUCAAUGCGCUCUGCAACCAGAGGACAAGCCCCCAACAAAGGGAAGUUCUCGCCGGAAGCGACCGAAUCUCACAAUCAACACUGGGCAAGAACCACCGCCACCGCCCGAGAAGGAUGCGAAAGACAAGUCCUCAUCCAAGUCAGCACUUCAAAGCGUUGCGUCUGCUCCUAGAAUCACGGCGGAUCUGAUGAUGGUUACAGAGUCUCCGGAGGUUUUGGCCCCCAAGCGGAACCCAUUACGGGUGAAGAUCUCAGCGUCCCCUCUGGAGAGAUUCGAUCCCAAAUCGAAUCCAGUGCAAUCGAACAUUAUAGCAUUCCCAGUUGAAACGUCGGCUUCCAAGGCCAUUGAAACAUCAGAUCCCAACCCGAAUUCACUACUGGCAGAGCUGCCCCAAAGUCCACUCGUGGCUGAGCCCAAAAAUUUGGACCCCAAGAAAGCUCAGGACCUUCUCCCAAUUAUCGAAGUCUCUACCGCUCGCUCUAUCUCCGUGAAGAGAGGCAAGGGGACGCGUCAGAUGCUUGUUCCCAUCGGGGCUCGGGUAGAUAAUUUCAACUCGACUGAGCGCUUCGUCGAUCGCAAGACCUUAACUCCGCACAUUACCGAUGUGCAUCAUGGACAUAAGCAUGCCAGAUCUCAGGAACUGCAGAUCGAGUCUCUUUAA